AUGGCUAGUUUGACGGACAACUCGAACACAAGUUCUGACAUUUCUUCUUGGUCGUCUAUCCUCCCUCUCGUCGUAUUCUUCGUAACAAAUAUCAUAAUCAUAUUCCCCUCCUCCGUUCCCAUUCCGUUUUUUGUUCUACGCCUCGUCCGAAACACACUCGUCUCGGCCCGCAUCAUCUCACCACCACUGGACUCAUCUGCCUCUCGCAGAAGACAAUUCCACUUCAAUUUUAUCACCGUUCCACUAAUCAGCGUUCUCGUUCUCCUUGCCUGUGGCGCUAUUGAUGGAACGACGAUACAUAGGGGUAUCGUGGGAGCCGAUGGAGUACAUCCCAUCGAUAUCAUGGCUUUGUUCAUUUCGCUGGCAUAUCUAUCCAUAUCUCUAGAUGCCACAGGCCUAUUUCGAUUUCUCGCCUUCUGGGUCGCAAGAAAAGGCGGCAAGUCGGGCCAGAGGCUCUAUUUUUAUAUUUACUGCUUUUUCUUAGUUAGUGGGGUCAUCGUUGGGAACGAUCCAGUCAUCCUCUCCGGCACGGUAUUUCUAGCGUACCUCACGCGUAUGUCUGGCAUAACACCACCGACAGCGUGGAUCUACGCUCAAUUUACUGCUGCAAACAUGGCCUCCGCCGUCCUCGUCUCUUCUAAUCCGACGAACCUUGUCCUCUCUGGCGCCUUCAACAUCACCUUUAUAACCUACACCUCAACUCUCAUUCUCCCCUUCAUAGCAUCCGCAAUCAUUGUUUAUCCCGUGCUCGCCUGCUUGCUACUCAGGAAAGAAGGGUUGAUUCCGAAGAGGAUCGACCUUGGCUUCGAUGAUGAUGCCGGAAUCGAGACACAAAAUUCUGACAACAGUCAACUCCAAGGAGUUCAAGCCAAUGAAGGCAAUAGUGAUAGCGUCUCAUUGGCAGCCACUGCCGAAAUCGAACUCGAACGCGCCCCUUCGACAAACGCAACCUUGACCCUCCACGAUAAACCAGGGGCCAUUUUCGGCUCUGUGCUUUUGCUCGUGACGCUUGCGGUGUUGGUGGGCACGUCGACGAUAGGAGUGCAGGUUUGGCAGGUGACGGUCCCUCCUGCGUUGAUCAUGCUGGGGAGGGAUGCGUGGUGUGAUUGGAGGAGGUGGAGGGAAGCGGAGAAGGGAAGAACUGAUGGGCAUGGUGAAGAUAGUGGUGGUACUGGCGAAGUGAGCGAUAUUGAAGCGGUCAUGGAGGAUUCCACGUCGGAAAGGCCGAUCGAAAUGCAGAGGAUGAAAUCCAACGAACUUCCACCUACCGCUCAAAAUCAGAACACUUCGGAACCAGAAUCUGACCUGCCCCCGCCCCAAUAUCAGCGCCACCAACCCCAACGGGUCACUCUAUCUUCCCUCUUUACUCCCACCGUCACCUCCCUCCAACACAUCUUCCCAACGAUUCACACCCUAUCCCAGCGGCUCCCGCUCCCUCUCCUCCCAUUCGCAUUUAUGAUGUUCAUUCUCGUACAAGGUCUCGCCUCCAAAGGUUGGGUAGAGAUAUUUGGCGGUUGGUGGGAUAGUUGGGUUAGGAGGACAGGGGUCGUGGGUGCUGUGUUUGGGAUGGUGGGUAUUAGUGGGGUGUUGUGUAAUGUCUGCGGAACGAAUAUCGGAACCACCAUCCUCCUCGCGCGCACCCUCCAAGCCUGGCUCUCUUCCACCACCGGCACCACCACCUCCGACACACCGUCCAAACUCCUCCAAUACGCCUCGAUCUACGCCCUAGCCCUCGGAUCGAACUACGGCGCGUUCACCUUUACUUUCGGGGCUUCGCUCGCCGGGUUGUUGUGGAGGGAUAUAUUGCGGCAGAAAGGAAUUGUUGUGAGACGGCUGGAAUUCGCAAAAAUCAACGUCGCGCUUUGGAUCGUCGCUUCUCUGGCAGGUGGGGCGGUCUUGGUCGGACAAGCGAUCAUUAAACAUGGAUCGUGA
Molecule: messenger RNA, 1932 nt
Organism: Stereum hirsutum FP-91666 SS1
Lineage: Eukaryota; Fungi; Basidiomycota; Agaricomycetes; Russulales; Stereaceae
Exons: 8
Coding region: 1-1932 (643 amino acids)
Biological process (GO): transmembrane transport
Cellular component (GO): membrane
Source: RefSeq, a predicted model, not a curated record